AUGAUCGAAGACCUUUUAUAUUUUAAUUUUAACGAUUCUGACACAUUCUAUAAUUUGACCAAUUAUGAUGUUCAAGAUCCAUCAUUUAAAAUAUUUUCACCAGCACCGUUACCAUCUCAAUCAUCACAUCCAUAUCCUGUACAAUUAAAUAUCGCAUUUGCCAUUACUGGUACAUUUAUAUCGUUACUUACCAUAUGUGGUAAUGUACUGGUACUUGUUUCAUUUUUUGUCGAUCGACAAAUACGCCAUCCAACAAAUUAUUUUAUAUUCUCAUUGGCUGUUAGCGAUUUCUUAAUCGGUUUUAUAUCCAUGCCAUUUUUAACGUUAGCUAUCUAUAAAAAUAAAUGGGUGCUUGGAUCAUUCUUAUGUGACAUAUGGUUAUCAUUAGAUUACACUGUAUGUUUAGCAUCUAUUUAUACGGUACUGCUAAUAACUGUUGAUCGUUUUUGUUCGGUGAAAAUACCAACGAAGUAUCGAAAUUGGAGAACAAAAAAGCGAAUUGUUUAUUUGGUGCUUUUAACAUGGAUUGUUCCAGCGGUUAUUUUUUUUGCUUCAACAAUGGGUUAUCCGAUAUUUAGUAAGAAACCAAAUUUAAGUGUAAUGGAUCUUCAAUGCGAUGUUCAAUGGAAUAAAAAUCCUUAUUUCAAUCUAGGUUUAACUGUUGGUUAUUUUUGGGUCACAUUAUUAGUGAUGUUCAUACUUUAUUUUUUUAUUUAUCAAGUCGCGAGUGCGCUUGAAAGACGUUCAAUGCAAAAUGCAAAAAAAAUCUCUACUCUUAUUGGCAUACCAUCAUCAACAAUGACAAAUCUCGUCAUAAAUAUGUCAAAAAAUCAAACAACAGUUGUUUCCUCAUCUGCAACAUCGAAGAAAAAAAAACCGAGGCACUCGAGUCCGUCGACACCAUCAAAACAAAAGACAACUGUUGAAGAUGACCUAGGAAGUUCAACAGGUAACAAUAAUAAUAACAACAAUCAUCAUCAUCAUAAGCAGCAUGCACCUGAGACUACGAAUCGAUCAUCAUCAAAUGAAACUAGUGGUGAACAUACACCAGAAGCUGUCGUUGCACCAAAUAUAACUAAUUUACUGGCACUUACUAAAGCUGGCAUAGAAUCACACAAACAACUAGAUGAAAGUCAAACACUUCUGCCGAAUACACAAAGUAAGAGCUCAACCAUAUCAGUUAGAAUAGUCAAUCCAAAAACGUCUGCAAGAAAUGGUAGCAACAAUAAAGCAAGAAAAGCAUUGCGUACAAUAACCGUUAUCAUGGGAGCGUUUGUUCUCUGUUGGACACCGUGGCAUAUUCAUACAAUUAUUCAAACAUUUUGUCAAACAUGUCGUGAAAGUAUUGUGUUUAACACAUACCUCUAUCACGCUUGCUAUUAUCUUUGCUACCUAAAUAGUCCAAUUAAUCCAUUUUGUUAUGCACUUGCCAAUCGACAAUUUAAAAAAACUUAUACACGUUUAUUACGAUGCGACUUUCGAAAAUUAUAA
Messenger RNA from Rotaria socialis, 1491 nucleotides. NCBI's taxonomy places the organism in Eukaryota, Metazoa, Rotifera, Eurotatoria, Philodinida, Philodinidae. The record is from the annotation of a GenBank genome assembly.